Leucoraja erinaceus (little skate) is the source of this 3063-nucleotide messenger RNA. Its product is annotated as serine/threonine-protein kinase D2-like. Bases 286 to 3063 code for a protein of 925 amino acids. Gene Ontology annotation, molecular function: protein serine/threonine kinase activity; ATP binding. NCBI's taxonomy places the organism in Eukaryota, Metazoa, Chordata, Chondrichthyes, Rajiformes, Rajidae. The transcript has 18 exons. Gene Ontology annotation, biological process: protein phosphorylation. The record is from RefSeq and is a predicted model, not a curated record.
UGCUCAUAAAUUACCGUGGGACUGAGGGGAGAGAGUGUCAGGCUGUUUCCUGCUUUAGUGUUUGUCGCCAUUUUGUGGCUUAAACCAUCAACUCAAGUCCAAUUCUGCUUGCGAGGGGAGACGGCGAUGUGGAGUUUGGUUCUGAUGGAGUUUUGAGGGUGGUCCUGGCUGUGACAGCAAGGAUUAGCUUCCCAAGAGCCUGACUUCCUCUUCUGUGUGUGUGGCUGCCUGCCCAGUCUCUCUCGUUCUGCACCCCCCUCUCUCCACUGAGGGGGCUGCCAGGUGAUGAGUUAUCUACCACUUACCGGUCCCACCAGCCCACCUUACACCCAGGGACCAGCUAUUAACAUCUGCCCGCCCGCCUGUGUGACGGGGACAUCAUUUACAAUCCAGCUGGGUUUAACCAGAGAGUCUGUCUUACUUCCAUCCAGCGGCGACAACAGCCUGGCCAGGGUCAAGGAGCUCGCCUGCUCUAUCGUGGACCAGAAGUUCCCAGAAUGCGGUUUCUACGGGAUGUACGACAAGAUUCUCUUGUUCCGGCACAACAUCGAGUGCAACAACAUCCUGGAGCUGGUGAGGGCGGAGAGCGACAUCCAGGAGGGCGACCUGAUCGAGGUGGUCUUGUCCGGGGCGGCGACCUUCGAGGAUUUCCGGAUACGACCUCACGCUCUCAACGUCCACUCCUACCGCGUGCCGACAUUCUGCGACCAUUGUGGAGAGAUGUUGUUCGGGCUGGUGAGACAGGGUCUCAAGUGUGAUGGGUGCGGGCUGAACUACCACAAGAGAUGUGCCUUUAGCAUUCCCAACAACUGCAGCGGUGCCCGCAAGAGAAGGCUCUCCAACACCUCGCUCUCUGGAUCCUUCAACUCAAGAUUGUCAGUCACUGAUUACCUGACAACAUCGAGCGAUGGACAUUCGAGGAACCUGACGGAGAUGUUGUCCGCUAGACGGGCGACACUGGGCACGCACGUGGGUCGACCCAUCGAACUGGACAAGAUGUUCCUGAGCAAGGUCAAAGUGCCGCACACGUUUGCCGUUCACUCCUACACUCGCCCCACCGUGUGUCAGUACUGCAAGAAGCUGCUCAAGGGGCUGUUCCGUCAAGGCCUGCAGUGCAAGGAUUGUAAAUUCAACUGUCACAAGCGAUGUGUGGAGAAAGUCCCCAACGACUGCUUGGGCGAAUGCAGCAGCAACAAUGGAGAUCUGCUGAACCCGGGCCUUGAUGCUGAUAUCAACAUGGAGGAUGCAAGUGACUACGGAGACAUGGACAAGACCCUCACUCCAGAAGAUUCCGACGAGGCCCCCAUGUCCUGCAGCAUCUCCGAGAACGGGUUCCCGGGAGAGGACGGCCCCACCAGAGUGCCCAGUGACCCCAUGGCCUCCAACAUUCCACUGAUGCGAGUGGUGCAGUCGGUGAAGCAGACCAAGCGCAGGUCCAGUCUGACGGUCAAGGAGGGCUGGCUCGUCCACUACAGUAACCGAGACGCUCUGAGGAAAAGACAUUACUGGAGGCUGGACUGCAAGUGUAUCACCCUCUUCCACAAUGACACCGGCAACAAAUACUACAAGGAGAUCCCUCUGUCGGAGGUGCUGGCCGUGGAACCAGCGGACGAGGGGGUGUCUAUGGCAACUGGGGGCAACCCGCCCUGCUUCGAGAUACGCACAGGCAACGUGGUCUACUUUGUGGGGGAGAGGUUGCCCUCGUCGCCACUGCCCAGUCCCAUCGGCACGGCCAGCAGCGUGGACGAUACCAAGGCCUGGGAAAUCGCCGUACGUCAGGCCCUGAAACCGGUCAUCUUCCAAGACACUGCCAACACCCAGGGUCUAACACCCCGCAGGCAAGCUUCAAUCAACUUCUCCGUGGUCAACAGCCAGAUUCAGGAGGACGUGGACAUUGCCACGGUCUACCAGAUCUUUGCAGAUGAUGUUCUGGGAUCAGGACAGUUUGGAAUAGUUUAUGGAGGCAAGCACCGAGCCACCAGCCGAGAUGUGGCCAUCAAGGUGAUCGACAAGUUGAGGUUCCCGACCAAACAGGAGAGUCAACUACGCAAUGAGGUGGCCAUACUCCAGGGGCUGCGGCACUCAGGGGUGGUGAACCUGGAGUGUAUGUUCGAGACACCGGAGAAGGUGUUUGUGGUGAUGGAGAAGUUGCACGGUGACAUGUUGGAGAUGAUCCUGUCCAGCGAGAAGGGACGGCUGCCUGAACGCAUCACCAAGUUCAUGAUCACCCAGAUCCUGGUCGCUCUCCGCCACCUCCACUUCAAGAACGUCGUGCACUGUGACCUGAAGCCGGAGAACGUACUCCUGGCGUCUGCUGAACCUUUCCCUCAGGUGAAGCUGUGUGAUUUUGGUUUUGCACGCAUCAUUGGUGAGAAGUCGUUCCGUCGGUCAGUAGUGGGCACGCCAGCGUACCUGGCCCCGGAGGUUCUGCUGAACAAGGGCUACAACCGUUCGCUGGACAUGUGGUCAGUCGGGGUGAUCAUGUACGUCAGCCUGAGCGGCACCUUCCCCUUCAACGAGGACGAGGACAUCAACGACCAGAUCCAGAACGCAGCCUUCAUGUAUCCCCCCAACCCCUGGCGACACAUCUCAUCUGAAGGCAUUGACCUCAUCAACAACCUGCUACAGGUGAAAAUGAGGAAACGCUACAGUGUGGACAAGUCCCUCAGUCACCCCUUCCUGCAGGACCACCAGACAUGGCUGGACCUUCGUGAGUUGGAAUGCAAGAUGGGCGAGAGAUACCUGACCCAUGAGAGUGACGACCCCUCGUUGGGAAAAGUUCACCCAGAGCCCGCCCCCCAGAGUGCCCGGCCCAGAAGGUCAACAGACUGCCGGCUGCGCCCAGCUGGAGAGGGGACGAUGUCCAGGGACUCAGCCACAGGGUCAGCAUCCUCUGAACAUCCUCUUUCCCCCCCCCCCCCUCCCCCCCUCACCCACCCCAACCCCCACACACAUCUGGGAAAUGUGAUCUCAAACGCCCCCACCACUCCCUCUUCUCCCCACCCCCCCCCCCCCCCCCUUCACUCCUGGGAAUCCCAGCUACAGAUCGAGGGAAAGGACUGA